Molecule: messenger RNA, 921 nt
Organism: Boeremia exigua
Lineage: Eukaryota; Fungi; Ascomycota; Dothideomycetes; Pleosporales; Didymellaceae
Product: flavoprotein-like protein
Exons: 3
Coding region: 1-921 (306 amino acids)
Molecular function (GO): oxidoreductase activity
Source: RefSeq, a predicted model, not a curated record
AUGAGUACUGCAACGAACGGAGACCUGAACAAUACAGCAGCAGAGCGUGUUCGGGCUGAGAUUGCCACAGACCCGGCGUACCAUCGCACUUCGCUUGCGAUACCUGCCUACGAAGACGAGGCUCGCCUCAGAAAAACGUAUCGACCCUUUCUGCUGGACGAUGCAUACCUAGACCGAGAUUGGGUCGCUCGGCUCGAGCUUAGCACAACAUUGAAGAUGGUGGAUUCCCAAAUCCUCAAGAGUGGGGCCGAAAGACUGAGGGUUCUUGUGUUGUAUGGCAGCAUGCGAGAAAGGUCCUACUCACGUCUGCUAGCUUUUGAGGCUAGUCGCAUACUCUUCCGGCUCGGCUGCGACGUGCGCAUAUUCGACCCGAGCGGACUGCCUGUAAAAGACGACACUCAGCACUCGCACCACAAAGUGCAAGAGCUACGAGACCUGAGCAAGUGGAGCGAUGGACACGUCUGGAUAAGCCCUGAGCAGCACGGAAACCUUACUGCGGUUUUCAAGAACCAGAUCGACUGGAUACCACUCUCAACAGGUUCUGUUCGGCCAACUCAAGGCCGUACGUUGGCGAUUGCGCAAGUCUCCGGCGGAUCUCAGUCUUUCAACACUGUAAACUCUCUGCGCAUCCUCGGACGGUGGAUGCGCAUGUUUGCCAUCCCGAACCAGAGCUCAAUCCCUAUGGCUUAUACGCAAUUUACGGAGGAACAUGCAGACGAAGGAGGGAGCAGGCUUAUGCCCAGCGGAAACAGAGACAGGCUAGUUGACUGUAUGGAAGAAUUUGUGAAGUACACCUUGGUAAUGCGGCCACAUUUCGAUCUUUUCGGGGACCGAUAUAGCGAGAGAGAGGAAAAGAGGGUCAAAGAGAGGAAAGCGAGAUUGUCGGAAAAACAGAACGGUGUCUCUUUGACUGAAAUGUGA